Molecule: messenger RNA, 3978 nt
Organism: Bombus impatiens (common eastern bumble bee)
Lineage: Eukaryota; Metazoa; Arthropoda; Insecta; Hymenoptera; Apidae
Product: beta-3 adrenergic receptor-like
Exons: 11
Coding region: 505-2532 (675 amino acids)
Biological process (GO): G protein-coupled receptor signaling pathway
Cellular component (GO): membrane
Molecular function (GO): G protein-coupled receptor activity
Source: RefSeq, a predicted model, not a curated record
CCUGUCAGCCUGCUUUCCGCGCCACAAGACGGACCCCCGCCAAGGGGAGAGACAGGAAUUAUUCAACGACCGCGCGACGCGCCAGCAACUUCUGUCGUGUUCCUCUGUCGAGUGAAUUUGUCAUGUCGCGGUGAAACAGUCAAAAUAUAUCACCGAUAGACACGAAUUUUUCGUGUACCUUCCGGACGCUAUGCUCGGCAGAAUCGCAACGGGCUGCAGUGGUUGAUGGUGGUAGCUUGGAUCAAAUUAUGGGACCAUCCUCGGAGACGAUGAGUGAAAACUGUAAACGUCACGCGGAUUCGAUACUCCGAUGAAAGGACACAAUGGAACUGAGAGUAUGUCUUUAUUUUGGGCACAAUGAUGUUUGAGAUGCAUCCACCAUCAUGAUGCCGUGGAUCGUUAAACAAAGGUUCGACACCUGAUUAACAACGAUCGCCGAGAUCCGCUUCCACUUCUCGGAGCUAACCAUCUUCGAGGACGAAUAAAUCACGCGUUGAAAGAGGAAUGGUCCCUUGGGCCUUCGGCGUGCCUCUCGUCUUCGUUUCUGCUCUGGGUCUUAUUCUCAAUGGUUUUGUGCUACUCGUGGUUCUUGGACUGGGCAAACAGACGCAGCAGCAACAAACCGCCAAUACUUUGUUGCUGAUACACUUGGGUGCAGUGGAGGCGGCUGUGUGCCUGAUAUUACUGAUCUUUACUACUGGUUCCUGGCCAAUCGCCGGCACCUGGUGUGUUUUACACGGUUUUCUUUUGACUCUUUUACAUCCAGUCGCCCUUUGGACUGUCACUGGAUUGAACUGUGACAGAUAUUACGCGAUCGCUGCACCGCUACAUUACGCCGCAUUAGUGUCACCACGACGCGUUGCGGUUGGGCUAGCUGCAUCUUGGACAGGGGCUCUGUUCUUAUGCGUGCUGCCCUUCUGGGGUCUGGUACCGCCUUACAGAUACAGUCCAGGAUUGGGCUGCUGCGCGCCAGAUUUUAGCAACGAUUCGUGGGGUUUAGCGGCGGCGCUUUACGGGGCUGUUUACGCGAUUCUGGGGCUGGCGCUGCCCGCCAUCCUCGUCACCAUCUGCAAUUUGCGUGUGCUUGGCAUAGCGCGUUAUCACCGGCAUCGAAUCGCUAGCGCAAUUUACGAAGUUACCCUGAGCGCCCAAGCGACCAUCACCCACCAGCGAAAUCCGUUUUUCGUACCAACUGUCACGGCACCUUCGGUCGUCAGCCCACCUCGCUUUCAUAGCGCGGCCAAAACGGUAAUGCAACUGGUUGGUUCUCUAUAUUUGCUUUAUUUCCCAUACUGCGGUCUGAUUCUUUGGGAAGUUUGCGACGUCGGUAAUCAGCCGCAUUUCUACGAUCAUCCCAAACUUGCUUCGUUGGCCUCGCUUCUACUCGCUUGUUCUCCACCCAUCAACGGCCUUCUCUACGGCUUGAAAUCGCAGACCCUUAGACGAUCGGUGCAGAAUUAUUGGCGGAAGAAGGCGACCAAGUCGGAACUUCAACAAGAGAUUCAAGCGAGGACACCGAGCGUAGCAGGAUCACGAAGACCGUCCGGUAGCGGAACUGGCUCUUUCUUUCCAUUCCCGCCGUUGCAACGAAGACUCAGCGAAGCCUUGCUGGCGUUGGGAUCCUGCAGAACUGGAAACAGUUUCGACAGCAAUAAUCUCGGCUUUCAUCGAAGCAGAUUGCAGCCUGCCGCCUCGUGCAAUACACUUCGCGUACCCACUUCCGAAUCAGGUGAAAGCAGUAAAUUAGUUAGGUCAAGUGCGAGCGCAGCCAGCUUGAUGGGUCCUCAUUACAGAAGCGAUUUUAUUGGAGUUGAUGUGAGCGCUGGUUGUUCCAUAGCAAUGAAUGAAACACCAAGAAGAAGUCCAAGGAUUCUUAUAACGAGAGCUUAUAGCGAGGAUAGCCAAGAUGGAGGAAGUCCAUUGUUGAGGAAACCUAUUCUGGCCAACGCUCUUCCGUGCGAUAAACGGAGAUGGCGACAUUGCAGCACCGGAAGCGAUAGCAGCACGGGAAGCAGCGAGACGAGCGUGUGGACGACGGGUGUUGCGCAAAAACUCGUCAAGGCCAAUGUAAAAAGCGCAUCGGACAUGUGGCCUGCGUCGAGAAGAUUUGUACGAGGAAAAAAUUUAGAGGAAGGACCACUUUUGGUUGGCGCCAGACCGAGCAAUAACAGCGAGAGCAGCGAUACGACGGACACUACAGCUACCACAACCACCACCACGAUGCCCAGUAAGCAGGUCGCGAUGGAAAACGGUGGCUAUCGGGAGAAAGAGAAAGAAAAAAUAAAUGGCAACAAGAAAGAGGGACAGCAGAGUGAGAGCGACAACAGUUGGAGCAGCGUCGAUGAGAUCGAAUCGAAGGAAAUGGCGGACAAGAGCAUAGAAGAGGAUAAUUUCGAGAAGAUCGAGGAGGAAGCAGACGCAGAAAAGUGCAAGCAAUUGAGGCGGAAAUCGAAAACGAUUCGCAAACCGGAUGUUCCUCAGAAUUGCAAAGAGACCGCGCAACGAAGGCCCCUUCUCACCUCGUCAUCCUAAGUUCGAUUAAUCGAUCAACGUACCUUUUUCAUCGUUCCUAAUUUAUUAUCAUUUUCUUCUCGUAAUUUAUUGUUCGACACUGCAAUUUUUUAACGCGAUGGAGAUCAUUUUGAGGCAACUUGGUAAAACAAGGUCGCUGAAUGAAAUUUGUUAUCGACCCAUUAACAACCGCAAGCAAUCGUUAUUUUUUAAAGAAUCGAGUUCUUUGAGACUCCUGAUCGAUUAUCCGCGUUCAAUUCAGGAAGAACAGCGGCGAUGAAGCUGAUUGUGUCCCCGUAUGCUCGAUAUCACCUGCAAUGUGUCGACAUAUCCUCAAAUUAUAUUUUUCUACUUUCACUGACAAGUCACAGCAGCGUUAACGAGGAAACCGUGGAUUUCUUGCAGCCAUUGCGGUCGCGCUGGAAUAAGAAAACCCGAUCGAAUAUCUACAUUAUACGCCAACCACAAUGAAAAACUUGUUCUCUCGUAGAAAGUUCGAGGGAAGGAAAGUUGAUCAUCCUCGUACGGGCAUCGACUCUCACAGAAAAAAGCUUGCGCGCGCGAAAGAGCUCGUUGUAUAAUAAUAAUUUUCUUCGUCACCUCGCGGGUAAUAUCUCGCGACGAAAGUUUCGCGGUGGAUUUUUCAGCAAUCACCCUCGCUAUCGGAGAUUUCGCGAAAAAGUACUGGUAAGAAACGAUCACGAUAUCUGAGAGAGUUCUCUUCAUAGUAAAACACUCGAUGAAAUCCAUGAAAUAUCGUAAGAAAUCAGUCGACUUGGGACACGUGAAUCGUUUGGUCGUUUCGACGAAUUGUACGAAUUACUAUCGUGGUAAUUUCGCGAUAUAACGGGCAAUAAUUUCCCUCACCGCUUUCGCUGAUGUUCCUAAUUAAUGGAUUCGUGAAAGACAGAAAUUUGAAGGAGCAAAUAUUAAAUAUCGACGAAAGUUGCUUUACCGUCUGUCGUGGAUGAUAAGAUGAAUAAAUGUACGAAAUUAACGUUUAUCUAUGCAGUCUAACGUGUACAACGGUUUCGUCUUACCUCUUCAGAGAUAAUGACGAGUAAAAUGUUAAUGAGCAUAAGGAACUUUUGUUAACUUUUAAAAAAUACAGUUGAAAGAAUUUUUGGCGAAAAUUUGAACAUUAUAAAUUCCAUAAAUGACAAAAACACGAUAAUCUGUUGCGAAGUCAAUUUUUCAAUUUUGUAUCUACUUUUAUAAUUUUAUAAUCAUAUUAAUACUAAGUGCAUUUCAACCGUUCUAAGGCAAUGUUCAAACGUCUAUGUUUUGUAAAUUACUAUAUAUUUUAGAAGCUAUGUGUAUAUUUUAAUAGUCGUCUCAUUAAGAAAUUUUAAAAAUGUGGAACGAAACUUCAACGCGAAGAAGAAAAUAUGUCAAAAUUCAAACGAAAUCGUGCACGAAUGGAAACGAGAAAGCUAACGAGAAGAACACAUUAAAGAAAUUUAAUCA